This is a messenger RNA of Cebus imitator (Panamanian white-faced capuchin), 1354 nucleotides long. RefSeq names its product CD48 molecule (gene CD48). Lineage: Eukaryota; Metazoa; Chordata; Mammalia; Primates; Cebidae. The transcript has 5 exons. Bases 168 to 1055 code for a protein of 295 amino acids. The record is from RefSeq and is a predicted model, not a curated record.
GCCAGGCAAUCAGAGGGAUUGUGGUGGGUCUCCGAUUGACCAGGAGACAUGGCAGAGUUGUACCCACAGGACAGUUGGGUCUGCAGCACCUCCAGAACCAGGAAACCUGUUUAGCAGCCCUCAACAGGGCUUGUUUCUGCUCGUGGGGAGAUAACACAGGUCCCAGCAUGCAAGUGACUGGGAGGGAACAUGGAGAACGCAGCGAAGAGGAGAUAGAAAGAGCACGGGAGGAGUCGGGAGGAACAGCUCGGAGCUUUAUAGCUGACAAGCCUUCUGCUCUCCACUGUCUGCUUUAUUCCUGGAAAGUGCUGGAAGGAAGCAUGUGCUCCAGAGGUUGGGAUCGGCAUCUGGCUCUGGAACUGCCACUGCUGCAUCUGUUAGUCCUCGCUGCCAGCAUUCAAGGUGAUUCGGUAGAUGUUAUAAACGCGGUCUCCGGCGGCAAUGUGACUCUGAACAUCUCCGAGAGCCUACCUGAGAACGUCCAAGGAAUAACUUGGUUUUAUACUUAUAACCUGAAGAUCGCAGACUGGGAUGUCAGAAGACUUAAGUACUUUGAAAAUAGAUUUAAAGGCAGGGUCAGACUCGAUUCUCGAAGUGGCGCACUGUACAUGUCUAAGGUCCAGAAAGAGGAUGCCAACAUCUACAUCAUGAGGGUGUUGAAGAAGACCAUGUCUGAGCAAGAAUGGAAGAUCAGGCUGCAGGUGUUUGACCCUGUACCCAAGCCUGACAUCAAAAUUGAGAAGACAGAAAAAGUGGAGGACGACUGUUAUCUGAAACUGUCAUGUGUGAUACCUGACGAGUCUGUAAGCCACACUUGGUACGGGGACAAAGGGCCCUUCCCAAAGGAGUUCCAGAGCGGUGUGCUGGAAACCACCCUCAAGUCACAGGAUUACUCCAGGUGUUAUACUUGCCAAGUCAGCAAUCCCGUGAGCAGCGAGAAUGACACGGUCUGCUUCAGUCCGCCGUGUACCUUGGUCCGGUCCUUUGCAGUAGAAUGGAUUGCAAGUUGGCUAGUGAUGAUGGUGCCCACCACUCUUGGCCUGUUAUUUACCUGAGAUGAGCUCUUUUACCUCAAGUGAAACUUCGAGGCCAGAGGAUCUUGCCUGUCAGUAACCAUGCUCCUCACUGGGACCGAAGCUGGACAGGAUGAGCCGAAGUAUGCUGCUGAAUUAUCACUGAGAAUUUUCAGGUUAACGUUUAAAACUGACUAUUACUUAGUUUUAUAUCUCCUUUUAGUUUUCUAGUACACAUAUAGAGAUACACAUGCAUUUUUCCUACCAAAAAUUGUGACAACACUAUGUGAAUGUUUUGUUUUUUAAAAAUAAACGCUGGAUAUGAUUGUCAACUAACCGGA